CGGGUCGAGAGAGGCUCGAACGGUGAAUCGGCACAGCUGAUUAAGGAUUUGAAUACGGCAGGACGCGCCUGUACAGCUGGUUGUCCAGCGAAACCAUCCCUACGAUUCUAAGAAGAUUUUCUGCGCUGCAUCACACAUCUGGUCAUCAGGGUCACCUAGACACAGUCCCACGCACGCCGCCGCAGCGAUAUGGCGUCCAGCAUCCGCAUAGAGGUCCUGACCCCAGCGAGGUACCGCGAAAACUAUGAGAUAGAACACGCCUUCCUGUCCUCGAAGAAGUUCUGCUGCGUGCUCCCGUGGUCGUGCUGCGGCGGCUUCGGCGAGUGGCGCGCGCAGCGCGAGAAGCAGGCGCCCGAGCACAAAGCGCUCUACGCCGUCGCCGUCGACGAGGCCACGGAUAAGGUCCUGGGCUUCGUGUACUGCUGCGGCCACGGCAUGAAAUGUGAUUUACAUAAACCGAAGCCGGGCGAGCUCUACGUCGAGGAAUUGGCCGUGAGCGCCGACGCGCGGGGCAAGGGCGUCGGCACGAAGCUUCUUCAGUGGGCCGAAGCGCAAGCGGUAUUGAGAGGCGACACCGUCAUGUCGCUCGCGGUACUACGGGGCAACCGGGCGCAGGGGCUGUAUCAGCGGUUCGGUUUCGAGGAGCAACCCCACCAGGACGGCUGCGACGAGUGCUGCGAGUGCUGCUUCGUGACGGUGUGCUUCGGCCGGCCCUACGGCUGCUGCCACGAGGGCUGGGGCAGCGCGUUCAUGACGAAGAGUUUACUGGAGAAGCCGGCCGUCGUCGUCGUCAACGCGAAGGGCCCCGUCGUCGAGGCGAUGGAGCGAUCGAGCGAAGACGUUAUCGUGGAGAGCGGCGUGGUCGUGCGGCCGCGGGGCCUCAUGCGCCAGGCGUCGCUGAACCGCGCCCUCUCCCGCUGAAAUUUUUGAUGUGUUAUAAGUAC
Pelagomonas calceolata is the source of this 944-nucleotide messenger RNA. The record is from the annotation of a GenBank genome assembly. Lineage: Eukaryota; Pelagophyceae; Pelagomonadales; Pelagomonadaceae.